CCCUCCGCGCCUGCUCUCCGCAGCCCGAGCGGCACAGCCUGAGGCGACUGCUGCUGAGGCGGCGGCGGGGCUCGCGGUCGUGGUCCUUGCCGCAGCCGCUGGGGCCGCUCCCGCCCAGGCGGCGGGCGAUGGUGCAGCGGGGCGCGCGGCGGCGGGCAUGACGGAGGAUGGAAGGGCAGGACGAAGUGUCGGCGCGGGAGCAGCACUUCCAGAGCCAAGUGCGGGAGUCCACGAUAUGUUUCCUUCUCUUUGCCGUUCUCUAUGUUGCUUCCUACUUCAUCAUCACAAGAUACAAGAGAAAAUCAGAUGAACAAGAAGAUGAAGAUGCCAUAGUCAACAGGAUUUCGUUGUUUCUGAGCACGUUCACGCUCGCUGUCUCAGCCGGGGCUGUCCUGCUUUUGCCCUUUUCCAUAAUCAGCAAUGAAAUCCUGCUUGCCUUUCCUCAGAGCUACUAUAUUCAGUGGCUGAAUGGCUCCCUGAUUCAUGGUUUGUGGAAUCUUGCUUCUCUCUUUUCUAACCUCUGUUUAUUUGUGUUGAUGCCUUUUGCCUUUUUCUUUCUGGAAUCAGAAGGUUUUGCUGGCCUGAAAAAGGGAAUCCGAGCCCGAAUUUUGGAAACUCUUGUCAUGCUUGUCCUCCUGGCAUCUCUGAUUCUGGGGAUGGUGUGGGUUGCCUCGGCACUGGUCGACAACGACGCGGCAAGCAUGGAGUCUCUGUAUGAUCUCUGGGAGUUCUACCUGCCCUAUUUAUAUUCCUGUAUAUCAUUGAUGGGCUGUUUGUUACUUCUCUUGUGUACGCCCGUGGGCCUGUCCCGCAUGUUCACCGUGAUGGGCCAGCUGCUCGUGAAGCCCACAAUUCUUGAAGACCUGGACGAACAAAUUUAUAUUAUUACCCUAGAAGAAGAAGCACUCCAGAGACGACUGAAUGGACUAUGUUCAUCAGUGGAAUACAAUAUAACAGAGUUGGAACAGGAGCUUGAAAAUGUAAAGACUUUAAAGACAAAACUAGAGAGGAGGAAAAGGGCUUCGGCCUGGGAAAGGAACUUGCUGUUCCCUGCUGUUAUGCUUCUCCUCCUUACCCAGACAUCCAUUUCAGUCCUCCUGGUGGCUUGUAAUAUUCUUUGCCUGUUGGUUGAUGAAACAGCAAUGCCGAAAGGAACAAGGGGGCCUGGAAUAGGAAAUGCUUCUCUUUCUGCUUUUGGUUUUGUGGGAGCUGCACUCGAGAUCAUUUUGAUUUUCUAUCUUAUGGUGUCCUCUGUUGUCGGUUUCUAUAGCCUCCGAUUUUUUGGAAACUUUAUUCCUCAGAAGGAUGAUACAACCAUGACAAAGAUCAUUGGGAAUUGUGUGUCCCUCCUGGUCUUGAGCUCCGCUCUGCCUGUGAUGUCAAGGACACUGGGAAUCACUAGAUUUGAUCUACUUGGAGACUUUGGAAGGUUUAAUUGGCUGGGAAAUUUCUAUAUUGUAUUAUCCUACAAUUUGCUUUUUGCUAUUGUGACAACAUUGUGUCUGGUCAGAAAAUUCACCUCUGCUGUACGAGAAGAACUUUUCAAGGCCCUAGGGCUUCAUAAACUUCACUUACCGAAUACUUCAAGGGAUUCAGAAACAGCAAAGCCUUCUGCAAAUGGUCACCAGAAGGCCCUGUGAGGCACGCAGCACCCACGUGGUCCAGAGGCCCAGGGUCCCUGAACUCAGGGCCCUCCUGGCAUCAGAGGCGGUUCUCAAUGACUGGCUCCUAUUUAGGGCUGCUGGCCAGGGCUGUUCUUUCAUGACUGAUGGAGAGCGGGGCAUCUCGGACUUCCUCAGGUCAGCUUGGCGGGCCCGGUAGCCUGCAGCCCAGUGCAGGCCCUGAGGACGGCACAACGCUUUGUGGACACGCUUGCUUGCAUCAGUUGACAGUUGCUGUGUGAGAAUGUUGGAAGAGGCAACUUUGGGGCUUUCUAAGUAGUCACCUAAAUUCCUUUCCAUGUGUCAUCAGAGGUGGAUGCCUCCUUGGCACUCGGGUGUGACGUGAAGGGUCUGUGGCCUGGCUCACAGUAGGCACGCUGGGCCGUCGUGGUGGCAGACUUUUUUCACUUCCUUUUUUUAAAGAAAAAACCAAAAGCUUAGUUCUGAUUUAUGUUUUGGAAUGGUCUUGAUUGGCACUUGAUUCAAGGGAAAAAUACAAAAAUCUUUUAAAACCUGGGCCGUAGCAGAACACUGCAGGAACACGUUGUGUGUGUGGUGCGUGAUCCUCAGGCAGGAAGUGCCAGGUCACGCUGGGGCCCUAUGUGCGUGUGGCUCAGUAUUACCUCCCGUAGCACAGUUGCCAGUGUCGGAUACACUUGUAACUUAAAGAGUUUGCCUUACAGGCUCUAUAUACACACAUUUUUUAAAAGCGUUUUCUUCAAAAAUCCCUCAGUUCCCUGUGCUCCUGUGUCUGUUAUGAAACUAUAGCUGCUGUGUGGUGGAAAUGCCUUCUGUCACCACACUUUUCGGGCUUUGGUUACUUUUGUAUAUGUCAGUUUAAACCUCAGACUUGUAAGUAAGUUACCAGUUCAACAUCCAAGACGCGUACCAUCAGCACCCACAGCGUAGGACGAUUCUGCAGCGCUCCAUCCAGCUGUACAUGAUUCCUGGGGUGGCUUCUUGACUUAAAGUCCCCUGGAUGAAAGCUAUAGAAUUAUUCUGUGUGUCACCAUCCACUAAGGUGGAGUACUGACCACUGUGCAUGCAGAACUGGGAGGUGGGCCCCCGUGCACGGGAUGCUGUCACAGUCCCCACAUGCGGGCGCUCACAUGCACUGUGUGUACUAUGGUGGCUUGUCUGCGUUCAGACAAUAGGGAAAGAACAUUUUCUCAAGUUGUUGAGUUUAAAGGGAUUUUCUUUUUUGGAGAAAUUUAUGAAAAACAGGCUGUAUAUAUGUGACAUAAAAAAUUUCUACUUAGAGCCAAAAUAAUAGGAAAAAGUUCAUAAGCUCUAUUCAUCUCCUUUGUUUAUGCCAUGCAUUUCCCUCUGAGGUUCUCUUGUUAAAAUAAAGCUUAGUUUUAAAAUAAAGGAAUAUUUUGUGAUUCCAAACAGCAUUCAGUAAAUACUACAAGCUUAAGUAUUGGUGAGUUUCUCAGCAUAAGGUCUGCCUAUGGAGAAAACUAAUAAAGUUGGCUGCUUUCUAAUUUCACUGGUAAUUAUACCUAUUUAAGCAUUAAUUGCAAGCUUUUAUUUUUUACUGAAACUUGCUUGCAAUCUACACUUUGAACAGACCGGGUCAAGGAGAGAGGAGAAAGAAGCUUCUUUAAAUAAAAGACUAUCACUUUAAACUUACACCAAUAUUUCAGGGCACAUAUAGAGGAAGAGUUCCUGGGUAUUUGUAACAUGUCUGAAAAUUUUCAAGUAAAAUAUUAAACUUAUCAAUGUCUUUGCUCACUUGAAAGUUCUUUUCCAUUGGAAGACUUAAUUAAGCAGGUUUGGAUUAGUAAGCAGUAAACUAUAUUAUAAAUUCCUCAAGUUUUUGUUGGAUGCAUCUUCAUUGCUCUUGAACGAGGAUACACAUCAUGUGGAGGAAUGGUUUUGAACCUUGGUUCUCACAUGCUUUUUAUGGAAGCAAAUGUAGGUUGUUCCAUACCCCACCUGCCACAUAAUUACAGCCGUGUGAGGCUCUACAGACAGCUAGUGUGUGCCUGGCCACAUAUGCAGGAGUCUUCCCUUGGAGUGAGAGACUUACUUUAAAUGCAGGUGCUCCUGUUGGAUGUGUACUGGAGACCGGCUGCAGGAAGUGCAUGGCAAGAAUGGGUGGCAAUACACUGAGGCCAGGAACUCGAUGACUGGCGAGGAACCAUUCCCGUCGGGUCGCCCUCCAGUGAGCAUUCUUAUGGAGAAGGCAGGUAGGCCUGCGGUCAGAGCGCCAGGUGCCGGCGGUCCGCUUGGUUCUGCAGCUGCCGUUUCACUGCUGGGUGCUUGGCGUGUCAGUAACUGUGUUACCUGCUCCUCUUGCUCUCGUCUCUAGGGUCUGUUAUAAAAGGGCAUUAGGCACCAUAGUUAAGUUUAUUGGGGAGACUCAGCCAAUUAUCAUGAACUAGUUAGUUCUGCAACAUAUUUAAAUUAUUUUAAGAUUAUAAAUUUUAUAGGUAAUAUUUGUAAUGUUUUUUACUGAUUUUCUAAGAUAUUUCUUUGAUUUCAUAUUUACUUAACUUUAUAUACAUUGUAUAUAAAAGUAGAUGUGUUCUGAAAAGAGCCUUUAUGUGAAAAUGAUACACCCGUGCUGACAUCAGCUCCGUCAGUGCUGCCCUGCAGAAGUGACACCGUCCGUGCGGUUUUGACUCUCGGGUGCAUUAAAGGCGCUUACAUCCCCGGUGUGCAGGUCUCAAGGCGUCGACGCCUGCCUGGCUUUGCUGGAGUGCAGCGGACCUCAGUCAGCUAAUGACUCAGGCUCACACCUCUUGUGUGGCCUGUGUGGCCUCCUUUGUUGUUAACACAGUGUUUAAUGUGUAAAGGUAGAUUCUUAAAACAAUAAUUUAAAAAAUCUGAGCAUUCAUGCAGUACUGACUUUUUAAACUAAAAACUAAAGUAUGAUGUUACUUUAAUGUUUGGAUGCACUGGUUAAAUAUUUUUGUUUACAGAGUGUUUUGUUUACAAAUUAUCUGUUGAUCUUAUUUGUUUCUAUGAGACACUUUUAGUGUGACUUUUUUUUUUGUUGUCAUUAAUCUACAGUUACAUGAAGAACAUUAUGUUUACUAGGCUCCCCCCUUCACCAAGUUAGUGUGACUUUUUAAAAGUCUUAGAAAUUAAAGUUUUACAAGUGAUCUCAUAUUUCGGUUGGUAAGCAUUCAAAUGUGUUUUUGUUAGUUUUAAUCUCAAAUACAAUCUUGGCUAAAACUUAGGGUUUAUAUAGGUUACUUUCAGUUUUAUAAAGGGCUGUAGUUAUUCUGGUGGGAUGUCGCAUUGAGGAAGAAGUGGGUAUUUUCUGUUUUUGUUGUUGUUAGAGUUAUUGGUGGUCUUGUUGCUUGCAACCUAAAAUGUAAUUGAAAUCAUGUUUGUUAUCUUAUUUAAUUGCAUGAGUAGAUUUGUCUGAUUCCUCUAAUCGCUUUGUAGAAGGACUAAGCCAUACCUAGUGGGGUCUGGACAUCUUAACCAGAGUUUUCACAAGAGUAAAUGCUGCUGCAUCUGGUUAAUCCACUGAAACAGAAUCCUUUACACCAGUGGAUUUCAAGCGAUUUGACCACAGGGAGACCUACAUUCUGCAUUGUAACUCAGUAUACACACACUCACAUGCGCACAUGUACACAUUCUAUACGUAUAAACAAAAAUAUAACAACACUGUCCUGACUUUUACUAUGUGUGAUGCAUGCUGGCAUUUCCUGUUCUGUUUUGCUAUUUUUUUUAAACCACUAAGUCAUUUCCUGACCUGCUAAUGUAUGGCAAACUUUAGUAUGAAAGACGACUUUGGAAUCUUGUCGAAAGAAGUAUGAACAUAAAGACCUUUCUUGGCUUUUGAAUAUCAUUCAGAUUAAAUUCAUUAUUACAAAUACCACUGAAGCAAAAGUGUUAUGUAUGCAAAUUACUUGCUACACUGCAAAAAAUGUAAAAUCAGUAGAAAUUGCUAAACACCAAAAAAUGGAUUAUGAAAUUUCAAAACCAGAUUAUUGUUUUAGAGGAGCAGAGCUGAGAACUAAUUUUCAAGACAAGUUACUUAACUUCCAGUUCUGUGUAAUUCAAUUAAGAAAAAGUUUUUUCAAGUUCAGAUGUAAUCCAAUAGGAAGUUCAAACACAAUGCAGUUAUACUAGGAUAUGGCUUUGGUAUUAUACUUGUCUAAACAAACUGCAGAAGCCAAGUCCACAAGCACGGGUUAUGAAGAACACGUGGCAGCCUCUGCUUGGCGUGCUUUCUGAGGACUAAAAGGGAACAGGAGGAUCCUUACGACUCCGAGGAGGCUGAGAUUCAUAUGUGUGUUGUGAAUUUGAAGAAGAAAGUUUUAUCAGUAACUAAAUCCCAUGUGAAUGUUCUAAUGUCCUUGUCAUUGAAAAGCUUUUGUUAAAAAAUGUACAGCUUAUCAACAGUGGCCCCUGAGAAUCCAGGACAUGCUGUCAUAUUGAGUGGCUGUCACUGUUAGGUCCUAUCAAGUGGCUAUUGCUGUUAAAUCGAGUGUUUGUAGCUAUUGCAUCAUACUGAAUGGCUGUAGCUGUUACACCACCGAGUUGGAGAACUGCUGAGGCCAAAGGCCAGCACCUCUCCCAGCCCACUUCUGCCUGCUUUUUGGGGCUUUGAUUUCUUAGUGACUGUCAUCACUGGUUCAGAAUUUUCAAAUACCAGAUAAUAAAUCAUUCAUCGCAAAAUAUAAUCAAGUAUUUGAGCGCCAUUUCUCUUGUUGCCGUUUGCUGAUGGCGGAUUGACAAGUGUGCCAUAGUGUCAGUUCCUGUGUUUCUAAGCCUUAUAAAUUCAAGCAAACUCUUUGUUCCUAGGUUAAAUGCAGCCAGACAUUUAAUAAUACAGAUAACAUAAGUAGGUAGCCAAGGUUUGAUUAUAAAAUGAGACCAAUUUUAUGUGUGUAGCUUUCAAAGAGACUUGCUACUUUAAAACAGCAACAAUAAUGGGAAGUAUUUAAGUAGUGCGUCCCUGGGUGGGUCAUUGCCGUGUUUGUAUUUCAAUGUGUAACUCUUUGAUCUCAGGACAGCCUCAUUAAGUGGGUCCUGUGAUUAUUCCCACCUGGUAAACGGGAAAGCUAAGCACAGAGAUGUUAAGUAGCCUGCCCUGCAACUCACAGGGCUCAGAGUUGGAGCCCCAGGCUGCUGGAUCCCAGGUUCCUACCUUCACCACUGUGUAUGUAUGUUGCUUCUCGGAUAUCUAUCUCACCUCUCAGUUACGGCCCAUGAGAAGGAAGCACCUGUUUUUCUGCUGGACCCCUGUGACUAGAUGGCAGAGUCCUAAGAUAAGAGCAUCUUCCGUUCCUUUAAGGACCAAACACAGGAACCUUUCUGAUUGUCGCCUCUGUCUUGGUGGUGCGUGCCCAGCAGGGGAGCAGGGAAGCAGGUUAAUGUAAUUCCUAGAAAUGAAGGUCCUGGAUCAAAGAUAAUGGACAUUACCAAACUCUUUGCAGAAAGACUCCAUCAAAAUACGCUCCCUGAUGGCACGUAAAGGCCUUCUGUACUCCAGGAUUUUAAAAUACAUUUACCCACUUUUGAGAUGCAGCUCACAUGCCGUGAAGCUCACUCCCUCAGCCUGCACGUUGGGCAUUGGCAUCCUCACGGUGUCGCACACCCACCACCAUCUAACCCAGAUCUCCAGCCCAGCCGCGGGUAUGGCUCGACUUACUUCCUCACCAGUCAUCACCUUACUGGGGCUUGAUCCGGAAGAAACGGGUGAGAUCAUGGGUGUGUGGAGACCUACUUGCCACACAGUGGCCGUGUGCACCGCGCAGCAUGACUGCAGUUCCAUUUGAGUGGUGUUCUGGCCCCUGGGUGGGGUCUGACCAGGGGACUCAGCAGACGUCUCGCUGGGACCUCCGGAAGGUGACUUCAAGGGCAGAUCCACCAGGAGAGGCACCUUCUACUCCACUGUUUGUCCUGCCGUACCGUGGUUGUGACAGGACGUGAUGGCUGGGCCUCUAAGGGCCACUUGGGACCAUGAACUUUCCUUGAGGGCCGACAGCUGACAGAGCUCCGUACGCCCUGCCUACCCUCCUGGGGCUUCUGAGGACACAGCAGCGGCUCCUGCAUUCAGGCCACUGCGGUCAGGUCUGACAAGUGCCCUGAACACAGUGCAGCCAGUCCUGAUCCAGCUUCACUGUUUGCUCCGGUGACAGGCCAGUGGUGGCAAUGCUGUAUGUUAAACAACAUGCGUGAUGGUAGUGUCUUUUCAUGAGCUAAAUGUCUGUAAAAGUCAAGUCUUUCUAAAUUUUAUAUCCCAAACCUCCAGUUAAUGUUACUCAUAAACUGAUUUUGAAGACUAGUCUCUCCUCUGUUCAUGUACCAAACACUAACCUUGCGUUUUGAAUUAUGAGUAGAUAAACUUAUUCUUGAUUA
Manis pentadactyla (Chinese pangolin) is the source of this 7988-nucleotide messenger RNA. It is a transcript of the gene LMBR1, whose product is annotated as limb development membrane protein 1. The record is from RefSeq and is a predicted model, not a curated record. The coding region runs from base 168 to 1640 and encodes 490 amino acids. Gene Ontology annotation, molecular function: transmembrane signaling receptor activity. Lineage: Eukaryota; Metazoa; Chordata; Mammalia; Pholidota; Manidae. Gene Ontology annotation, biological process: signal transduction. The transcript is spliced from 19 exons.